CGGGAUUUCUCAGGGAACAGAGAAGCGGGCAGCGCUUGGCGGUGGCCGUCCUGAGACGGUUGGUCUGUGGCCGCGGUGUCCCUUCCCAUUCCCCCGGACCCCUCACGGGAGCCCGAGGCCUGCCUGCCUGGCCGGCCGCCCACUCCUCCGCCCAGGCCCGACCCGGCCUUCUGCCUUUCCCUCAGCGCGGGGAGGAGAAAGACGGGAGACGCGGACGAGGAUUCGCCGCGCCGGCUCUUGAGGCGAGGCGGUGCUCACCGGCGGCGGCGGCACGCAGGUUUCGUAGGGCUUUCCUGAGCAUGAAUUCAGGAUGAAGCGGCGAGUGGAGGAACAGGACUCCCCCGUCUACGCGUCCCAGCAGAGACGCAUCGCCAGCAGCGCCGAGCCCUUCCAGCACCAACAUCGCGUGCUCGCUCCGGCCCCCCCUGUCUAUGAAUCGGUUUCGGAGACCAUGCAAUCCGCUACCGGGAUCCAGUACUCGGUCACUCCCAGCUACCAGGUGUCCACCGUUCCCCAGAGCUCCAACAGCCACGGCCCCACUUUAGCCGCCGUCCACAGCGGGCAUCACCACCCCACCCCGGUUCAGCCCCACGGAAGCCAAGUGGUGCAGAGCCAUGCCCAUCCGACUCCGCCAGCAGCACCAGUCCAGGGGCAGCAGCAGUUCCAGAGGCUGAAGGUCGAAGAUGCUCUUUCUUACCUUGACCAGGUGAAGCUGCAAUUCGGUAGCCAGCCUCAAGUCUACAAUGAUUUCUUGGACAUAAUGAAGGAGUUUAAAUCUCAAAGCAUCGACACUCCCGGGGUGAUCAGCCGUGUCUCUCAGCUCUUCAAAGGCCACCCAGAUUUGAUCAUGGGUUUCAACACCUUCCUGCCUCCCGGCUACAAAAUUGAAGUCCAGACCAACGACAUGGUGAAUGUAACCACCCCGGGGCAGGUGCACCAAAUCCCGGCCCACGGUCUCCAGCCCCAGCCGCAGCCGCAGCCGCAGCACCCGUCUCAACCUUCAGCACAAUCUGCUCCCACCCCGGCGCAGCCGGCCCCACAGCCCCCACCCGCCAAGAUCAGCAAGCCCUCCCAGCUACAGACCCAUACGCCCACCAGCCAGCAAACUCCUCCGGUCCCUUACGCCUCCCCUCGCUCUCCGCCGGUCCAGCCCCACACGCCCGUGACAAUCUCCCUGGGGACCACCCCGUCCCUCCAGAACAAUCAGCCCGUGGAGUUUAACCACGCCAUCAACUACGUCAACAAGAUCAAGAACCGUUUUCAAGGGCAGCCGGACAUUUAUAAGGCUUUUUUGGAGAUACUCCACACCUAUCAGAAAGAGCAGCGAAAUGCCAAGGAAGCCGGUGGGAACUACACCCCAGCGUUGACCGAACAGGAAGUCUAUGCCCAGGUGGCACGCCUCUUUAAGAACCAGGAGGACUUGCUCUCCGAAUUCGGGCAGUUCUUGCCAGAUGCAAAUAGCUCCGUUCUCUUGAGCAAGACCACUGCAGAGAAAGUGGAGUCGGUGAGAAACGACCACGGAGGCACCAUCAAGAAGCCCCAGCUUAACAGCAAGCAGCAGAGGCCCAAUCAGAACGGCUGUCAAAUCCGGAGGCACGCCACCCCGGGGGUCACCCCGCCAGUGAAGAAGAAACCAAAGCUCCUUAAUUUGAAGGACCCAUCCUUCGUAGAAGCUGGCAAACACGGGACAGAGUCUCUGUUCUUUGACAAGGUCCGCAAAGCACUGCGCAGCACGGAGGCCUACGAGAAUUUCCUCCGGUGCCUCGUCAUUUUCAAUCAGGAGGUCAUAUCCCGAGCUGAGCUUGUACAGCUGGUUUCUCCCUUUCUGGGAAAAUUUCCGGAGUUGUUCACUUGGUUUAAAAACUUCCUGGGUUACAAAGAAUCCUCACAUCUGGAAAGUUUCCCGAAGGAGCGAGCUACCGAGGGGAUAGCGAUGGAGAUAGACUACGCUUCCUGCAAACGGCUGGGCUCCAGCUACCGAGCCUUGCCCAAAAGUUACCAGCAGCCCAAAUGCACAGGUCGGACGCCAUUGUGCAAGGAGGUUUUGAAUGACACCUGGGUCUCCUUCCCAUCCUGGUCCGAAGAUUCUACGUUUGUGAGCUCGAAGAAAACUCAGUACGAAGAGCACAUCUACCGAUGCGAGGAUGAACGGUUUGAGCUGGAUGUGGUCUUGGAGACCAACUUAGCGACCAUCCGAGUCUUGGAAACGAUACAGAAGAAGCUCUCCCGCUUAUCGGCGGAAGAGCAAGCCAAAUUCCGUCUCGACAACACCUUGGGGGGCUCCUCCGAAGUGAUCCAUCGCAAAGCUCUGCAGAGGAUAUACGCGGACAAAGCUGCCGACAUCAUCGACGGCCUUCGGAAAAAUCCAGCCGUCGCUGUCCCCAUUGUGCUGAAAAGGUUGAAAAUGAAAGAAGAGGAAUGGCGGGAAGCCCAGAGGGGAUUCAACAAAGUGUGGCGGGAACAAAACGAGAAAUACUAUUUGAAAUCCCUGGACCAUCAAGGCAUCAACUUUAAGCAGAACGACACCAAGGUCUUGCGAUCCAAGAGUCUGCUCAGCGAGAUUGAGACCAUUUAUGACGAGAGGCAAGAACAAACCUCGGACGACAACACUGGCCCUCACCUCUCCCUGGCCUACGAGGACAAGCAGAUUCUGGAGGACGCCGCCUCCCUGAUCAUCCACCACGUGAAGCGUCAGACGGGCAUCCAGAAAGAGGACAAGUACAAAAUCAAGCAGAUCAUGUACCACUUCAUCCCGGACCUUCUCUUCGCCCAGCGAGGGGAGCUCUCCGACCUGGAGGAGGAGGAAGAGGAAGAAAUGGACGUGGACGAAAACUCCGGGGCGGUGAAGAAGCACAACGGGGUGGGGGGCAGCUCCCCCAAAGCCAAGCUGCUCUUCAGCAGCACGGUGGCUCAGAAGCUGCGCAGCCUGGACGAGGCCUACAACCUCUUCCACGUCAACAACAACUGGUACAUCUUCCUGCGCCUCCACCAGAUCCUGUGCCUGCGGCUGCUGCGGAUAUACAGCCAGGCCGAGCGGCAGAUCGAGGAGGACAGCCGGGAACGGGAGUGGGAACGGGAAGUGCUGGGGGUGAAGCGAGAGAAGAGCGACAGUCCGGCCAUCCAGCUGCGCUUGAAAGACCCCAUGGACAUCGAAGUGGAAGACUACUACCCUGCUUUCCUGGACAUGGUGCGGAAUCUCCUGGACGGCAACAUGGACUCCUCCCAAUACGAGGACUCCCUGCGUGACAUGUUCACCAUUCACGCCUACAUUGCCUUCACCAUGGACAAGCUCAUCCAGAGCAUUGUCAGACAGCUCCAGCACAUAGUGAGUGACGAAAUCUGCGUGCAGGUAACCGAGCUCUACCUGUCUGAGAGCCACAACGGUGCCACGGGAGGGCUGCUGACCUCACAGUCCGCUCGCUCCCUGGUGGAAACGGCCUAUCAGCGCAAAGCCGAGCAGCUGAUGCAGGACGAGAACUGUUUCAAGAUGAUGUUCAUUCAGAGCAGAGGCCACGUUCAGUUAACCAUUGAGCUGCUGGAUACCGAAGAGGAGAACUCCGACGAUCCUGUUGAGGCAGAGCGUUGGACGGAUUAUGUGGACCGCUAUGUCAACUCUGACUCCACGUCUCCUGAACUGCGGGAACAGCUGGCCCAGAAGCCGGUGUUUCUGCCCAGGAACCUUCGGCAGAUCCGCAAGUGUCAGAGGGGUCGAGAGCAGCAGGAGAAGGACAGCAAAGAGGGGCUGGGCAAGAAGCCCCUGGAGAACGUGGAGAGCUUCGACAAGCUGGAAUGCAAGUUCAAGCUGAACUCCUACAAGAUGGUUUACGUGAUCAAUUCGGAGGAUUACAUGUACCGGAGGACUGCUCUGCUGCGCGCUCACCAGUCCCACGAGCGAGUCAGCAAGAGGCUGCACCAGCGUUUCCAGGCCUGGGUGGAUCGGUGGACGAAGGAGCACAUCACCCGGGAGAUGGCGGCCGAAACGAGCCAGUGGCUCAUGGGCGAGGCCUUGGAGGGCCUCCUGCCCUGCACCACCACUCGCGAGGCCGAGGACUUGCAUUUUGUGAGCAUCAACAAAUACCGCGUGAAAUACAGCACAAUCUGUAAGACGCCCUGAACGCCGGUUGCGGGGAGGGAAAAGAGGGAAAAGGAAACGUGUUUGGUUGGAGGGGAGGGGAGGAGCACCCCCCCCCCAUACACACACACACACACACACCCUGCGGAGGGCAGUGCGGCGCGAGCCAAAUAAGGAGGACAGAUUCCUCUCCCCCGCUUCCCCUUACUCGCGCGGCUCCGUGACCCGACACUUCCCGCGACUCACUCCGACCGGAGACGUCCCGGGGCCUGUUUUCCCAUCGGUCUUGUGGAACCGAAGCCGGCCCGGCACCCAGGAGCAGCGCCCACGUCGGCCCGCGGGCACGGAAGCUCCGCGAAUCGCCCGAGGGGAGACGCACCUGGCCUCUACCCACCAGCAGCAGCCCUGAUCCUUCGGGUGCUUUGAGUAACUCGACGAGACUCGGUGCGUGGCGUAUCUCCCCCCUCCCCUUUCUCCCCCUCCCCUCCUUCCCGAAAGACGCGAGUUUUAAGUCCAGACUCUUUUAAGGAACACCAGAAGUGCGGCGUCCCUCGUCUCCACGGGCCUCGGCGGCAGACUUUUUGCAAACUUUGAGCCGCUUCCUGAGUUCUGCAGACCAACCGGGGGGGGGGGGGGGGGCAGACCCCCCCCCGGGCGUCUACGGGUCUGCCGUUUCAACUUUUCCUUCUCAUCCGUUGCGCUCCUGUGACCGGGGACUCCCGACGUCCCUAAACCGAUUUAAGAUCAGUCUGUUCUUUCUAGUGCCAGUGGAACUACCAUUUUAUUUGGGUUUUAUUAUUAUUAUUAUUAUUAUUAUUAUGACUAUUAUUAUGUUUUGUACCUGCUUGUUUACUAGGCUCUUAGUGCCAUGCACCAGCUGUCCACACACACACACAUCCACACACACACACACACACACUCUCUCUCUCUCUCUCUCUCUCUCUCUCUCUCUCUCUCUUUCUUUCUCUCUCUCUCUCACACACACACACACAAUCUUCUCAGUCACACAUGCACGCUUUGACAGUAGCAACCACAACCGAAUUUAAACUGGUUCUUCGCCUUCGGCUCCCAUCCAUCUUGCUUUCCUGGUUGGUUUUUUUUUUUUUUGUAAAUAAAUGUACAUAUUUGUCAAUUUUUUUUUUAAUUAAAAGAAUAAGUGUGCUUAACGUGCUAGUACAACUCUUACUAGCUUUUUUUUUUUUUUUUUUUGAGUUACCGGAUGGUUUCAGGGUUUUUGGUACCUUACAGGGCGAGAGCGGCGAAAUCAUUUUAUUACACUUUCUACCAAAGGGAGUUGUCGUUGUAAUGCUUUCGUGUGAAGGUUGUUUCUCUCUCUCUCUCUCUCUCUCUCUCUCUCUCUCUCUCUCUUUAUUUUUAUUUUUUUGUAAGAAUAAACGAAACCCCCUCCCCCGCCACACAGACACACAAAUAAAUGAACAAUAAGGAGAAGGAUCUUAGUUCUUCCUGGGAAAGAGAGACAGGGCUUGCCUGGCCCCCUUCGCUCUGUUCUGAGAGGCUGCUUUUGGUAGGAGAUCUAUUGGAUCUACUCAUCAGGGAGAAUCUACUUGAGCACAGGUGGGGGGUGGGUGGGGAGUGAGAACCGGGGGUGCAAGAAUACACACGUACCGCAGCUCAACACAUUUUUCAAGCCGCUGUUUAAUAGACAAAUCUACUGUCUACAUCUCACUCUUGCUUUCAGUUCAGGUUUUGGGUGGGUGGCUUUGGAUCCACCAUCCGGGUCUUCCAGCCCAGCCAGCCUCAGACUUUGGGGGAAAGUGAGGCUGGGCUCCCUCGUUGAGGGUGACGGGGCUUUUUGUACCACUUUCUCUGCUGCUUUGGGAAAAUAAAACAUGGUUAAGUAACAAACCAGUAUUGAACAGAGCCACAUUCCUCUGCGCGGGGACAAGCCCAGAAAUAGUUAAAGAAGGUGAAGUGAAGGAUGGGAUUUCAGCUUUGAGAUGAUUCCCGUGUCUUUAAUAUAUAUAUAUUUAUAUUUUCCAUGUAUUAUGGAAGGCAGGCAGAGAAAUAGGAAAGGGGUCUUCGCACGACUGUCCUGGAAGUUGUGAGCAGUCAGAGGCUUUGUGCUUUUCAAAAAGAUAGGCUUCCCUGCACAUGGGCUGCUGGUUUUUAGUUAUACACACAAACACACCGACACUCGCAGAGAGAGAGAAAGACACACACAUACACACCUAAUCAGUCGGGCAGUCUCUCAGAACAGUCUCGUGAUGGUCCAAGGCAACGGGACGGAAAAGAGAGAAGGCCCCUGCGGGAAUUCUCUCGCACUAUUGGAAAAGGGGGGCUUGGAGUUGGUAGGGCGGGGCAGGGUGGGGUGGGGGGGAAGACUCCCCAGGGAAGGAGAUGGGGCACAGCAGUAGCAGCUCCUCCGAGCCAGAAUCCAAUAAGCAAAAUCUCGAGUAUGCCAGCAAUAAACUUUAACCUCCCCCCACGCUCCCAUCCUGGCCUUGUUAAUAAGGGAGGUUGGGAAGGGGCUGCGGGGAGGGUCUCGGCAGGGCCAUUGCGGAGUGCCCCACGCGGCUUGUGCGCGUCUCCCCUCUGCUCCACUCUCAGAGUCAUCUCCGCCGCUUCUGCCCCCCCCCCCAUUUCCUGGUGGGCUUCCAAAAACAAGAACGUCUCGCCCUGGUUUUCUUCCACGAAUUUUACCCAAGAUUUUCCUUGAGCGGGGCAGAAAAAAAUCAGGGCAGAAUCCUUGCGGUUCCCAGGUCUGGAGUGGGGGGGACGGGGGACGGGACAGAAUCGCCUUCAAGCCUACCGAAACUCCAGACCCCCCCCCCUCUAGUGGGGGUUUCCCAAUGUUGCUUUUCUCUCUCCCCCCCCCUCCAGUCCCCAUUAUCCUGGUGUCUGAUAUCUAAGAUCCAAGGUCCAAUCCUGGCCUGUGCCAACAGCAACACAAGGUGUUCCUUCUGAUUUUAAAAAUGGCUUUCUUAUUCUGUAAUGUGCUUCUUCUUUUCUCCUUCUUCUCCUUCUCUUCCUCCUCAGUCUAAUCAUCCUCCCCCCUUCUUCUUCUUCUUCUUCUACCCCUUACUUCUCUUCUCCUUUUUCUUCUUCUCUUUUUUCUCCUUUUUGCCACCUAUUCAUGUGAUGAUUUCUAUACAGAUGUUGUAAACUUGACUGUAGUGCAGUAUGUCCAUUAAAACUAUCAGGGCUA
This is a messenger RNA of Pantherophis guttatus, 7238 nucleotides long. It is a transcript of the gene SIN3A, whose product is annotated as SIN3 transcription regulator family member A. The record is from RefSeq and is a predicted model, not a curated record. Gene Ontology annotation, biological process: negative regulation of transcription by RNA polymerase II. Gene Ontology annotation, cellular component: Sin3-type complex; chromatin. Lineage: Eukaryota; Metazoa; Chordata; Lepidosauria; Squamata; Colubridae. Gene Ontology annotation, molecular function: transcription corepressor activity.